This is a messenger RNA of Strongyloides ratti, 1434 nucleotides long. Its product is annotated as Mothers against decapentaplegic homolog 3. Bases 1 to 1434 code for a protein of 477 amino acids. The record is from RefSeq and is a predicted model, not a curated record. The transcript has 3 exons. Gene Ontology annotation, cellular component: heteromeric SMAD protein complex. NCBI's taxonomy places the organism in Eukaryota, Metazoa, Nematoda, Chromadorea, Rhabditida, Strongyloididae. Gene Ontology annotation, molecular function: RNA polymerase II cis-regulatory region sequence-specific DNA binding; I-SMAD binding; DNA-binding transcription factor activity, RNA polymerase II-specific. Gene Ontology annotation, biological process: regulation of transcription by RNA polymerase II; SMAD protein signal transduction; transforming growth factor beta receptor signaling pathway.
AUGAAAAAUUUCAUUGAAAAUGCAUUUUCUGGUUCUUGGAAAAAUCUUCAAAAAGAAAUAAAAGUUGGUGAUAUUUAUUUUGGUGCUCCAGGAGAUAAAACUAAAACAGUUGAUAGGGCAUUAAAAGCAUUAUCAAGGUUAAUACAAGAUUCACAUUGUUCUAUAAAAGCAUAUGAAAAUAUUAUUAGAAGAGGAGAUUUAGAAUCACCAUGUAUAAUUGUUCCAAAAGUACCAAAGUCUUUAUCAAAAGGUCAUUUUUUUGAUUGGAAUGAACAAAAAUUAUAUCCACAUUAUGUUGCAUGUAGAUUAUUUCGUUUUCCUGAUAUGAAUGAUUAUCAUCAAUUAAUACCAUCAUAUCGAAGGUGUAAGGCACCGUUUAAUAGAAAAAGUAAUCAUGUAUGUAUAAAUCCAUUUCAUUACAAUUCUCUUAGACGUCCUAAAUUACCACCAGUAAGGAUACCAAAUAAAAUUGCUUCACAAGAUUAUCAACAACAAUAUAAAUCUAAUGAUAGAAUUAAUAUUGAUACCUCAGUACAAACUUUAGUUGAUGCAAUGGAAACUGAUGCAUAUACACAUCAUGAUAUGAUUCCUAAUACAACAGUUUAUUGUGAUAUGACAUUAGAUGAUAGAAUUCGCCAAUUAGUUGAUUCUUAUAAUUAUGCUGGUAGUGAUACAACAACAGAAACAGGAUCUAUAUCUGGAUCAUAUCAAAAUGAUUAUACAUCAAAUCCAGGUUCACAAGGAUACUUAUCAGAUGAUAUGGAUAGUGAAAUAAAUUCACCAUCAAAUGAAACAGUCAAAUCAUUUGAUGAUGAUCAUAUUAAUGUACCAUAUACAGAACCAGAUGCUUGGUGUUCAAUAUAUUAUUAUGAAAGAACAUUACGUGUUGGAUCACAUUUUCAAGGAAAAUCUCCAUCAAUAGUUAUUGAUACAAUGUACUUAACAAAAACUGAAAGUCAUAUGGCAUUAGGAGCAUUUUCAAAUGAAAUGAGAUCAAGUGAGGUAAAAGAAACUCGUGAAUCAAUAGGGAGAGGUAUACGUUUAUACUAUAUAGCUGAUGAUAUAUAUGUUGAAAAUUUGUCUAAUCAUUCUGUAUUUAUUCAAAGUCCAAAUUGUAAUAUGAGGAAUGAUUGGCAUCCAGCUACUGUAGUUAAAGUACCACCUGGUUGUCAUUGUAAUAUGUUUAGUUAUAGUAGAUUAGCUUCUCUAUUAAAUGAAGCAGCUAAAGUUGGUUAUGAAGCCGUAUAUUCAUUAACAAGAACAUGUACUGUAAGAUUAUCUUUUGGAAAAGGUUGGGGUAAUGAAUAUAAACGUCCAACAGUUGCUUCAACACCUUGUUGGUUAGAGAUUCAUUUACACGGUGCAUUAAGAUGGGUUGACAAUGUACUAUCUCAUAUGAAUUCCCCUGAGAUGCGGGUUAGCAGCUUUACAUAA